AUGAUAAUAAAUGAAAAAUUUAUUCAUCAACUAGAUAUUACUGAUGCAUAUUUACAGCAAUUAGGAUUUGCUUUAGAUGUAGAUGAAUAAUAAAAUGGUAGUGGGUAAUAAAGAUAAAAUACUUAAAGAGAGUAGACUGCUCUUAAUGAUACAUUCACUGUUAAAAGCAAUACAAAUAAAGAUAAUCUAAGAAAAUAAAGUGAUAGUUUUUCUAAUGAUGUAUUAACUUAUAGUGGCCAAAUGCCGCCAAUCGUUCCUCAUUAAUCAAUACCUUCCCCUUAAAUUUCUUAGAAAUUAAGCAUGAAUAAAAAAAAGGAUGUUUAGGCAAAUGUUAAAUAACCUGAAAGCACUACUAUUUUACGAAAACUUAAAAGGGAAAACUCUUAGAAUAUUGAAAAAAGAAUUUAAUUCGUCUAAUCAUAAUUAAGUGAAUCUAAAGAAUUAAGAAAAAAUUCUAAACUUGAUAGCUGGAGAAGUAUUGAGUAAAAUCUAGGAAUUACAUCUAAUAAAAAAAUUUCUUAUACAAGUUAAGCUAGUGUAAGUUUGUAUAAGUAGAAAAGUUUAUAAAAAUAAAUUAGCCUUGCUGCUAGUCCUAGAAAAAAAAAGAAUUCUUCGAGUGUUGCAGGCACUUUAAAUUCCAGAACAUCUAAAGCUCAAUAUGUAAAUUCAAAUGAAAAUGAUGACAUGGUCAUAAUUAUGGAAGAAGCAGAAGAAAGAACAAUUGAAUAUUGUGAUUUUGAUCUUGAUAAGCAAUUCAUAAUGACAAUUUAUUUUCCGAUAUUUAACUAUGAUGGAAUAAUUAAAAAGAUUUAGUUUUAGUAUUAAUAAAAGUAAAUAUCCAUAAAAGCAAGUAUGAAGAAAUCAAAAACCUUACAAAGACUUAUGAACGAUGAUUGA
Molecule: messenger RNA, 897 nt
Organism: Paramecium primaurelia
Lineage: Eukaryota; Ciliophora; Oligohymenophorea; Peniculida; Parameciidae
Source: the annotation of a GenBank genome assembly